GUGAGUCUGUAAGACAGUACUCAGGGUGAAAAAGCUCAUCUAAUACUUCCUGCUUUCAAAUGGUGAUCUGUUGCCAAAUUUUAUUGUUAGGAAGUGAUUCUGUCUUGACACAUUCGUCGAACGUUUGAGGGUCCAAAACUAUCUGAAUCUGAGCAGUCAUUUUCCACAAUGGACAAAGAUGCUUUGCUGGCUCAUAUGCUGAAGUCAAAGGACACGUCCUCUCUUCUUGGAGGCCAGGAGCCUAUCGAGGUGAUACGUAACAAUAAGUACAUCAACCUGUUGACCUUUGGAGCAAAGCUGAAGGACGAGAAUGUUGAAGAUGACUUGCUGUCCCUUAAUCGUGCCAUCCAAAUUCUUCUUGCUGAUCAAAUCAAAACGGUUAUACUGCUCGGGUCAGAAGGAACAGGUAAAACAACAGCUUUGUGGAAGCUAGCUGUGGAUUGGGCAAAAGGUGAAGACUUUCAAAACUUUUCUUAUGUCUUCCAUUUCCGAUUCAGGGAAUUAAAUUCUCUUCAUGAGAGCCUUAAUUUGGAGAUGUUGUUGCACCAUCACAGUCAUGUCACUGAAGAAUCCAUGCCCAUAAUUCUGCAGAAACCUGAGAAUGUGUUGUUCAUGUUUGAUGAGCUAGACCAGUACAGUCACCUCCUGGACCCAUCCGUCCACAACUUGUGUUCCAACCCGAGUCAGCCAGUUUCUGUGUCCUGUUUAGUGGCCAGUCUGCUUCAUGGUUCAUUGCUAAAAGGUGCUAUAUUUGUGGUGGCAACCAGGCUGAUGGAAUCUUUCUGCUUCCAGAGUGACACCACCUUAGAACUUUUUGGAUUUCAGAAGCCCCAAAGGGAGGCUUUCUUUACUGCAUUUUUUCCUGAGCCAGCUGCUGCCAACAAAGCAUUGGCAAACUUUGAGAGAACAGUAGGUUUUUACGAUUUUUGUUCCUCCCCCAGAUUUUGUUGGACAGUUUGUUCCAUCUACAAGUCUCUGAUGGAUGCAGGAAAAACAUUGCCUGAAACAUUAUCUCAACUGUGCAUCGAGAUCCUCUUUUACCUGAUUCAGAUGUUCUCAAAGAAAGUAACGUAUGCCAGAGAGCUGGUAAUGGCUCUUGGUAGGAUGGCUUCUCAUUGCUUGAUUCACCAGUGUUCGACCUGCACCAUAGAGGAAAUGAAGUCCUUUGGCUUUCAGCAAUUUCUUGCCCCUCCAUUCUCAGUGGAUGCUUUCUUAUAUGUUGACACUGAUCUCAACUCAAGUGAAAGGGUUUUCUCCUUCCAAUCACGACUAUUUCAGGAGUUCCUCUUGGCUGUCUCUUUAUUUUUGGACAAGUCAUUGUGUGAAGGUAUGGAGAGCAUAUUACAAAAGCAUGAAGGCCAUGUAAAGUUUGUUGACUUCUUCUUGUCUGGACUCUCUGAACCAAUUCAGCGAAGGCCAUUAGAGACCCUCAUGGGGGAGUUCAGCUCUGACCGGAUUGUGGAUUUCAAAACCUGGUUUAAAAGCAGCUCACACAAGAUACUACGGGGAUACUCCAUGGAGGAACAUCUCCACUGCUUCCAUUUACUUCUUCAAAGUCAGAAUAAAAGUCUGGUGAAAGAAAUCAUCAUCUCCUCAGCACGUAUUGGCAUGAGCUACGGGGAUCUGAGCUUCACUGACUGUGUGGCACUGAAUUACGUCGUGCUAUGCCUCGGACAGAUGGAACAGUUGAAUCUAUACGGUGCAAGGGAUUUCACUGAGGAGAAAGCAUUGAUUCUGGCUCCAGCUAUGAGCGUGUCACACAAGAUAAUAUUAUCAAGCAGCUCUUUAAGUAGCGGUGCUGUCGCUCAUGUGGCUUCAGCUCUCAGUAAAGGAAUCACCAAGGAUCUGGAUCUCUCCUCUUCCCACCUGGGUGAUGCAAAGCUCAAAAUCCUCUGCACUGGACUCAGAGACUGCAAGCUCCACAAAUUAAAUGUUCAAGCAUGUGAACUGACAGAGGAGUGCUGUGAAGAUUUGAGAUCUGCCCUCACCUCUGGAACCUCUCAGUUAUGUGUGCUGAACAUGAUGUUUAAUGAGAUUGGGGACCAAGGUUUCACAAAACUGUGUCAAGUACUGCACAGUCCUCAAUGCAAACUACAGGAGCUUGAGCUACACUCCUGCAAGUUGACUGCAGCAUCCAUGGAUGUUUUGUCAGCAGCUUUGUGUUCUGGCCAGUCACAACUGCGAAAAGUCAACCUGACAUGCAAUAACAUUGGCGACGGUGGGGUGAAGGCUUUAUCCAAAUCCCUGCAACAUCCAAACUGUAAACUGGAGAGCCUCAUAUUGUUUGAUAAUCAGCUGACAGGUGGCUGUUGCCCACAUUUGAUGGAGUCCUUGCAGUCGGAGCACUGCUCACUGCUGGAACUGGAUCUGUCAGUGAAUGAUUUGGGCCAGGAGGGGGCGAUGCUUCUCUGCCAAGCCCUCGGCACACCCACAUGUCAAAUUGUGAAACUUGGCCUGGUACGGUGCAAAUUAACCCAGUUAAUCUUCAAGGAACUUGGCUUAUUGCUCAGAAGUCGGACAUUUCCACUGAAGUCCUUAUCUGUGGGACUAAAUAAAGUAGGAGACCAAGGGGUCAAACAUCUUUGGGAUGCUAUAGCACAUCCGAGCUGUCUUUUAGAGGAACUGGAUGUCGAAAUGACCGGUUUGACCGACGCUUGUGUUGAGGAUGUGUGUGCUGCCAUAAGAGCCAGUAAGUAUUUGAAGAACGUGGAAAUGAGAAACAACUCAUUGACCGAUGCGUCUGUCCAACAACUUGUCCAUGUCAUGCAGGACAGCAGCAACAUGCUGGAGAUGACCCUGAAGUACAACGACUUUUCUGAAGAAGCCUUGGAAAUACUGGAUGAAUGUAGUAAAAUAAGAUACUGAAGAAGCUGAGACUGUCCAUUCAUCCCACUGUGUGAAGAUAAGAUAAACUGUUGAUCUCACAGAGGAGAAAUUCACUGAUGAUAUGCUGCCGUGUUUGUCUUACAAUAUGUACAUUUACCACAAGAGUUUGAUUAAAUAAAUACUUUAUUCAGAAAUAUUUCAUGUUAUGUAUUUUUAAGAGACAUUCUGUUGUGAGCUUAUUUGCCUUUUACUGAGAGAAAACAGCAUCUUUAGUAAGACAGAUACAUCUUCUUUGUACGAUAUGUGAAAUAUUUCAAUAUAACAUUAUUCUUAAAUCUGUAGAUUGAUGCAAAAAAUGUUCUUCCUGAGCUUUUUACUGAAAACACAGAAAUACUAUUUCUAUUCUCCUGUAAAGUUCUGUGUAUCAGGUUCUGUCUCUGUUUAAAAAAAAAGAAAGCUUAAAUUCAUAGUAAAAGAAUAUUUUCUAAUCUAAGUGGUUUUGUGUUUCUCCAUUAAAUGAUCAUCGUGGCCAUUUUGAUGUUUCAGACUAAAACAUAGAUGUGUGAUACAUGUUACACGUCAGUAAGCUGAUUUUAAUGCUGUACUAGAAUGAAUCACAGUCCUGGAGUGUCCUCUAUUACUAUGGUUGUGAGAAUUGGAUGUGACAACUAGAUGCUACGUCUCUUUGAAGUAUACUUGGGUACCAUUGGAAUGCCUUUGUGUCAAAGGAAAGGUUAUGUAGGGAAACCAAGAUGGGGAGUAGCACGUG
Thalassophryne amazonica is the source of this 3595-nucleotide messenger RNA. RefSeq names its product NACHT, LRR and PYD domains-containing protein 12. The transcript has 10 exons. Gene Ontology annotation, cellular component: cytoplasm. Gene Ontology annotation, molecular function: protein binding. The coding region runs from base 169 to 2865 and encodes 898 amino acids. The record is from RefSeq and is a predicted model, not a curated record. Lineage: Eukaryota; Metazoa; Chordata; Actinopteri; Batrachoidiformes; Batrachoididae.